This is a messenger RNA of Nasonia vitripennis (jewel wasp), 1090 nucleotides long. RefSeq lists its product as uncharacterized. Lineage: Eukaryota; Metazoa; Arthropoda; Insecta; Hymenoptera; Pteromalidae. The record is from RefSeq and is a predicted model, not a curated record. The transcript is spliced from 2 exons. Bases 95 to 490 code for a protein of 131 amino acids.
AAGCGAAACCGUAUAAAACGCCCAGCUCGGAGAAUUCGGGCUCAGUUGAAGCAAGGUUUUACUAACUGUGCCUGCAGCGUCCAGAUUUUUAAAGAUGACGAGCGGAACCUUCACGAACACUUUCUUGCGCCUCUUUACAGUAACAGCCUACUGUGCAAGUUUGGUUCUGGCAGGCCCACGUUACAUUGCCAUUCCUAUCGACGGCGUGGACGUAAUCGAGCUGAACCCUAUAGGUCCACCUCCAUCCGUACCUUUGUCUCCCGGACCUAGAUAUCCUCGACAGGCGGAGGGCUACAUGCCGGUGGCAGUCUCAUCACUGCAUCACGCGCCAGAGCCCAUGAUCGAACAGACAAUUCAACUACAACCAGCCAGGCCCGAGCGAUCUGUCUCAGCGCACACAGCUCAUAUCCUGGACUACGUUGACUUUGGAGCACACACCGGGCCCAACGGAGCCUUCAGUUGGUACGCCGACUACCCUUCGCACCACUGAACAUGGACUGACUAUAGGAGACUGAUGAUUAUUCUCGAUAUAAGGACAGAAUGGCUGCUUGAAUUCUCAUGUUGCAAUUCUAAGUUUUAUCGAGUCCACGAGUAAAAAUUGCAGAAAAGGAGCAAAAACGCUCGAAAUGGUAGUCGGGGAAAGCUGGUUAGCAAAUCUGGGACAACCUCGUUAGGCAGUUCUCAAUCUGCAAUUUUUUGAAACUUCAUUUCAGGACCAAACGCGACGCGACUCUAGGUAUAGUUAUGUCUGCGAAAACUUUUAGCGCUGAUUAAAUUUCUUGACCGGACGAACGAACCUCCUUGUAUAAUCUGCGGGAUGGCUGUAUUGUGGAAUGUGGAAUACCUUUGCCAUCGUUAUGUUUGUUACUGUUGUUGUUUGUUUUAUCUUGAAAAAAAAAUUUGAUUUAAAAAAUUGUUGAUGUAAAAAUUGGUAUUGACAAUCUCGAUAUCAAGGUGUAUAUAAUGAAUGAAAACACAUUGUAUUUCAAAAUUUUUAAUUUGUAUUAUAUUGUUGCACAAAUCAUAAGUUUGCAAUUUAUGAUAUAAGUAAAAAUAUUAUGAAUGAAAUAAAAAGUACUUGUUAGCGAAA